Messenger RNA from Porites evermanni, 7724 nucleotides. The record is from the annotation of a GenBank genome assembly. Lineage: Eukaryota; Metazoa; Cnidaria; Anthozoa; Scleractinia; Poritidae.
ACAUGAAAGCUGAACUGGUUAAUUUCUUUUUAAACCUUUAUUCUUUUUCUCUGGUGUUCAACUGGGCAACUACCUCAGAAAUUGAAAGCAAUUCAUCUUAUUUCAAAUGGGAUCCUCGGGGCUAUGUUUUUUACUGUCCUUGCAUGGGUAAGAAACUUUACAAUUUUUACAGUUUGAUAUUACUAAUUAUUAAGCUUUUAAGAACUUAAGCUUAUAAAAAACUAAGUUUAUGCGGUAUUUAACUCAUACUCGUAUCCCUCAUUUCCCAAUUGCGUUUUCGCUUUGCGUUGUUGCCCUCGCCUCGAAAGUUUACAAUUCGUCUGUAACUCUUGAAAAACCUGGCUGGUAAGCUUACAUUUAUAAAGCUCAUAAGGACAAUACUUGUUCGAGAAAUACUUUUUGCCGUUUGUCUCUGAUGACUCUUAGUUAAUUUGGGGAGGAGAGUUAAUUAAUCCAGUGAAACAUCACUUUUGGGGCACCUUCCAUUUAAGCAACCCUAACUUUUCUCUUCCCCCACCCCUCCCCCAAAGAUCUUUAUACAUUUAUCAGUUGCUUUUAUUCAGGGGAUUGGUCACAAUAGGAUUGUCUCCUGAAUUAAGGCUCCACUUUAUAUAACAAGUCAUAGAUUCAGACCUUGAGUAAAGGCGUGGGGAACCCAAGGAUAAAUAAUAUUGAUCUCUUUUUGAUAAACAGGGAGGUUUGGAAAUCAAGCUGAGCACUUUCUGGGAGCAAUAGCAUUUGCUAAGGCCCUUGACAGAACAUUGAUUCUUCCACCAUGGAGAACAUAUGUAAGUGAUAUUUUUUCUGAACUGCAUAUUAAAAUAACUUUUCUGAAGAGUAGUCAACUUUUCACAGGCAAUAUUAAAAUGAUAUGUUAGUAAAAUCCAACUAGUGGUGUAUUAUCAAUGUUGCAUUUUGAUUGGUUGAGCCAGCAGUAGGCUAUGUUAUAGCCCACUAGUAGCGAAAAGCGCUGGCUUUGAAAACCAAAACAAUGCCUUCAGCCUCAUAGCCUAUUGACUCAGAGCUCAUUCGGGCUCGAGGAAUAAUUGUUAAUAAUAGAAAUGUAGUUCAGGGUUUCAAAGGCAUACCAAGUACUAUUGUAAUAUAUCUGUGUGUGUUAUUAUUAUUAUCAUGUGAUCCUCUCCAGUUCUUUUUCUGGGGACAGUCAUUUCUCAGCAGCAAUCCCACAGCUUAGAGACAUAACACUUUCUGCAUAGGGCAGUCCCAAGGAUGGCUGACAACUGCACGUGCACUUCCAAAAAUACCUGGUAGACUCAAUCUCCCAUACCAGGCCUGUGCAUUCCCCGAGACAGUUCCAAGUGCACCAGUCAUGAUGGGUAUUAUUAUUAUUAUAAUCAUCAUUAUUAUUACUAUUAUUAUUAUUAUUAUUAUUAUUAUUGUUAUAUGACUAUCUUCUUUAACUUUAUACGACCAUUGAUAAUACAACAUAAUAGCCAUGUCCAUUUAUAGGGUCAACGGAUUAGAAUGAAACACAAGUCUAUUUGAUAGAGAGUGUCUUUCUUAGGAUGGGAGAUGUUGAUCCAAGGAGUGUGUUCUUCUGUAGCUGAUGCAUUUUGAGCUUAUCCAGGAACAAGUUGGAUGUUUUUCUCCAAUCCUUUCUUGUUGUCCCAGGACUCCUAUCACCACCGAAAUUGUUGUGGCAUUUAUCACCCGCAUUCAUUAUUAUUGUUGUUAUUAUUAUUAUCAUUAUUAUUAUUAUUAUUAUUAUUGCUAUUAUUAUUAUUAUUAUUAUUAUUAUUAUUAUUAUUAUUAUUAUUAUUAUUAUUAUUAUUAUUAUAUAGAAAUAGAAAUUGGGAUAGCCCAGACUUCAUGCAGUUUUGAUUUCUUUUCUUUUCUUUUCUUUCUUCUUUCCUUCUUUCUUUUGUUUUUUGAAUAAUCCAAUCUCAAGCAGCACUUGUAAACUGCCUAUAUGUAGCAAGAUUUACAAUUGUACAUUCAAAAACACAAAUAAACUUUCCAUUAAUUGUUAUUAUUAUUAUUAUUAUUAUUACAACCAACACAUGUCUGAGUUGUCCUCUCUUGUACAAGACUUGAUGAAUGACAUUGAUAUAAAGCCACUACAUCCUAAACACAAACUUCUUCUGUACAGCCAUAUUAUUAUUAUUAUUAUUAUUAUUAUUAUUAUUAUUACAACCAACACAUGUCUGAAUUGUCCUCUCUUGUACAAGACUUGAUGAAUGACAUUGAUAUAAAGCCACUACAUCCUAAACACAAAUUCUUCUGUACAGCCGCUAUGUCCUAUCUAAAUUGUCCUGGCAUUUCACUAUGGCUAAUAUAUCCAAAACCUGGAUAACGGAAAAUCUCGACUCUGUAGUGAAUGGCUAUAUUCGAAAAUGGCUUAAUAUUCUGAUAUCUGGAACACUGAGCAAUGUUUUCCUAGAACGCAAUAAAUUUGGUCUUAAUAUUUUUCCUCCCUCUAUUAAAUUUACUCAGUGCCAAACAGUUCUCCGAAAUUCAUUAAAAGAGUCACCAAAUGCUUCCUUAAAAGAUCUCUAGAAAUCGUCAAGCUGUCACACUAAUAUUCAAUAUGAUGUGUACAAAUCCACUAAGGAAGUUCUUAAAGAUUUCCAUUCUAAUCAAGAGGAUAAACUGCAACACCACCUAACAUCUCAAGGUUUCUUCUUCUCAAAUGUUAUCAAGUAUUCAUUGUCAUCUGUAAAUUCUAUUUGGUCAGAGGCCCAGCCUUAUCUACAUCUAUUAUAAUUUAUUGUUAUAAUUAUUACAGAGCCAUCCAGGCACUUUCAAAUCAAUAUAUAUGGCAGGCAGAGGGUGUGUAUAAAGUCAUGUAUUAUUAGUUUAUUAUUUUAUAACUUUAUUUAAGACAAGAGUACUAGUUGCCUUUGAUGAUUUUAAUUUUGCAAAUAUGUAUUUCCUAUUUUGUAGUCUCCACUCCCUUUCUGGCCAAUUCCAAUGCUGAUUUGAAUCAGUGUUGAUAAAUUCUGUUCUGAAUUAUGAGCCAUUUUCUUGAGCCACACACUCUGGAUUGUGUGACAUUAAGAGAAGGCUGAAAUUGAUGUUAGAUUAGUCCACACUUAUUCCAAAACUCCAGUGACAGUCUUGCAAAGAUUUGCAGUGAAACAUGUAUCUGGCAUGAAACUGUGAGUUUUAUAGUACUUCUUCAAUAAAAGGAAAUAAAAUUUUACUCAAAUCACUUGCAUUCAAUGAUAUACCGCAUAAGAAAAAAAACAUUUGAUAAUAUUUAUUUUAUUUAAAUUUUUGCCAACAAGCGAGUAAUAUGAUCUCUUCUGUUUUUUUUUUCCACAGAAAAAUGUCCCUUUCUCAGAUUUUUUUCAAGUAGAGCCUCUCCAGUCAUAUCACAGAGUUAUCUUAGCAGAAGACUUUAUGAAGCACCUGGCACCUACUCACUGGCCAAAAGAAAACAGGCGUGGCUACUGCUGGCUACCUCCUGGAUCUAAUGCCAAAUGUGUUCUAAAGGUAAAGGGCUGUACCAUCCAACAGGGUUAAUUGUUAUACUUUACUACCUUUUUAUGCAAGUCCCCACUCUAGGGCUCAAAAUAAUGACCGGUUACUGGACAGUGUCUGGCUAGGAUGACAAUUUGUCCAGACAAACUUUCAGUUGGUCGGUCAUUUUGAAAGGUCAAGUGCAUGGCUUUCAAAUAGAUAACUGGAAACAUUAAUCUUUUCUGGAAUUAUAAUUCUGAAAAUUACAAAAGAAGUUAAAUGAAAUAAAAUAUAGCUGCUUGCAGUCACAAAUUCAGGAGAUAUGUCCAAGUUUGCACGCAGUUUUGUUAAAACCCUGUAUCCGCCCCUGGUAGGAAUAUCUUAAGUGCAAUUAUAUCAAAGGGUGAAAGGGUAGGAAACAAUGUCAUUUAGUUAUUUUAAGGGCCUUAUUAAAAUAUUUUGAGCAGACGAACCUUAUGGCUAUAUCAUUAUUAUUUGUUAAAUGCUUGAAAUAAUGAAAAGAAUACUUUACUGUUAGUAGGUUUAUAAAAGGGGCACAAUUUUGCAAUGGAAGUUAUACCAGAGGGAUAAAUUUUUUUGCCAAAAGUGGUAUACAACAAGUUAAAGGGUUUGGGCCUUGGGACGGAGCCUCCGUAUAUAAAGCCUUGUUGAGUACUCCCCCCCCCCCCAACCCCAGACAGACAACAGAGUUAAACAGAAAUUUAAGUGACACAUUCGUAGUAAAGACAUAAAUAGGUGACUUCAGGCUUAAACUUUCACAACCGCAGGAAGGAAAUCCUUUCAAACCAUUUUGGGAUGAACUCGGAGUUGAUUUUGAAGAAAAGAUUGUCUAUCAUCUUGGUAUUCGGGUACAGGACCCUUAUGAGAGAGACCAGUGGAAGAAGGAGUAAGUAUUUUUUUUUUUUAAAUUCUUGAAUUCAAUUUCUUUUCCGUCAACAUGCAUUUUCUCGAUACAUUUCUUUAUGGUAGUAAUAAGGAGAAUUUGCCGACGCAUGAAAAAUUCAGUCAUUAUUUAAACAGUUCAUAGGUAUGAAAGGAGCAGCUCAUUAUACGGCAGGGUAAUGGUAAGCCCCGUGUAAAAGGACGCAACAUUGUUGGCUAACAACAGUGACUCUCAACAAUUGCGUCCGUUUGCUCGUAGCUUUACUCGGGACGAUUUGCCACGACGUUUUCUAUGGCGAACAAGUCGAAACAAUGUAUCAAAAAUGUUUCAACGUUAUAAUGUGCUGAAAAUCCGGCUUCGUUGCGAAUCGACCCGUGUUACAUUGCAGUAAUUUCCAUUUUUCAGUCUUGGUCCAUAAGAACGCAAUGAAAAAUGACCUCACCUUCGGUCAAUAAGGCAUUUAUAUUUUAAAAGAAUGGUGCUGAAAAGUUCAUCUUCUCUUCUGUGACAGAUUUCCACCCUCAAAGCAUCCUGUUCUUGCCUUCCGAGGCGCACCAGCAAGUUUUCCAGUAGAAGAGCAGAAUCGCCAGCCACAUGCUUUUCUAAAGUGGUCGGACAAGAUUAACAAAGAGGUAGACGAAUAUAUUCACAACAACUUGCCGCGAGGACCAUAUAUUGGAAUUCAUCUGCGCAAUGGAAUUGACUGGGUAUGACAACCAUUUUUGAAUCAUAUUUUUUCCCUUUUCCUCGUAAAAAUCAGUAUUUGAAAGCUAAAGGAGAAAACAAAUUUUUAAAAAGCACUUCAACUCAAAUUCUUCAAUGUUUGAUGUAGCUGACUGAAAGAGUGUUACAUUCAACUGUGUCUAACUAGUAAGGAGUAAAACUAAAAACUGUAAGCAAAAUGUUUCCUGUUUCAUUCUUUUUUUUGUCAGAAAAAUGCUUGUGACCACGCAGAGGGUAUACCCCAUUACAUGGCCUCGCCUCAGUGUCUGGGAUACUCACGUUACAGAACAGUCACAAGGAAUCUUUGUUUCCCACCAAAGGAAGACAUUCUUAAUCGCACAGAGGAAGCUGUCAAAAACCUCGGCGCAAAAGCUGUGUUUGUUGCUACCGAUUAUGACCCAAUGUUGACAGAACUGAAUUCCAGACUUAAAGGACUCAAUGUAAGUUGAUGUUGAGUUUACGUGGAAAGAAGCGUGUUUCACUGAGAGGUGGCACGGGGGGGGGGGGGGAUGGGUCAAUUUUGGGAAGUUUGGGUGGGGGUCAAAGGUGUGCCGCGGAGGCCUUCAAAAGUCAUUUUGCUACCCUGUUUAAGAAAAAAGACGAUGUACACAGAAUUUGAAAGUGUUUAGUAUUAAGACCAACAUAAUCGAAUGGGAUUUUUUCAAAACGUAUGUUGGUCCCACAAAUCAACACAUCUUGACUGCGCACUGCCAACGUUUUCAUCCUUGGUUCAAAGCUUCCGGAGCAAAAUUUCUGGAUAACAAAAAACCGAAAACGUAAAAAGUGAAUUCGCACUAUUUCAAUCUUUACCCGUCUUAUUCAAUUUCAUUUAAUUUGUAAAAUGUUGUCCAAAUUUCCUGGGGUUGAAUCCGAAAGGAACGUGUCUAAGUAAAGAAAAACCUCAGUUUUUGUGUCAUGUUCACCGACGCCAUAAAGCGGGCGCGUGAAAUUGGAAAUUUCAUGUCGCAUUUGUGCAACGAAUGCUGAGAAAAAAGCGUUAUGCUCGUGCAAAGUUGUUGUUUUGCUGCUAUAAAAAACCUCUUGCUUUUUCGCCGUUCUCGUUGCCGUCGCCGUCGUUGUUAAGCUCCGUCUUGAUGUGAUUCAGAAAUUUUGCCACCAUGGUAACGUGACGUCACACUUCUCCUCGCUAUUGAAAACUAUUUCAAACGAUAUUUUGGCUGGCCAGACCAGCCUUCUUCAGGUCAACAGAUGUUACUAAAUUUUUAAAAGGGAUCAAAAAGGAAGAUUCACUACUUUUUCUACUGCCUAGGCUAGUUAUUCAAUGCUCUUAAUAUUUCUGGUUGUUUUCCAGGUGCAAGUUUUCCAUUUAAACCCAUGGCUUCCUCAGCUGGAUCUUGCCAUUCUUGGCAGAGCGGAUCAUUUUAUCGGUAAUUGUGUGUCUUCAUUCUCGUCAUUUGUGAAACGCGAAAGAGACUUCAGUGGCAAACCCUCAUCUUUCUGGGCAUUUGAUGGUUAACACAUGACUUUUAAAAGUUACGCCUGAUGAGUUGGAAAAACUCAAGUAGAGAAACUUUUAUGGAAUUUUAAAAAACAUUGCACUGUUGUAAACUCAGAUGUACCAAAGAAAAUAUGUAAUUGAACAGCAGCGAACGGCAACUACUAGUAUUUAAUAGACAAAUCCAACAAACUGGGCUGUGCUGGGCGUCCUGCGUCUAAAUAAGGUCGUGUUCGACAGGGCUAAGAAAACGCCCUUAGAAAACGCCCUUCUUUGUCGACUUUGCGCAUGCGGAAAUCAGGUCGUGGAAAGUUACACGGUCCACAGACUCUUACGUAAGAUAGCCAUUACUUGGAAUUCUUGGAAUUGAAUCACAGUUCUUCGCAGCAAUGAACAGAACUAGAGCAGUUGGGAAAAGAAAUUAUAUAGGCUGAAAACUUGUAGUCUCACGCGCGCUCCUUCUUUUGUUUCGUCACGCGACGCACCUCCUCUUACAACUAAGGCCCGGUCCGGACGCCAUAGCCGAUUCGAAUUCGAAUUUAGGCAGACUCAAAAGGCCGGCUGAAUUGACUCAGACGCCGAUCUUCUUUGCAGCCGAGCUAAAUUGGAAAAGAAAGAACGCCUAAUUCGGUAAACCUCGUUACUUGAAUUUAUUCAUUUGUUUCGGCUCAUUUGAAGUUCGGCGUCGUAACAAAACCAGCUGAGCCAGGCAUGAAGAAUGGCUAAGCCGAUCCAAAUUCAUUUAGACAUUGCGAAUUGAUUCAGGCAACGUGUAGAUUUCACAAUUACUUAUUUCCUUGAAUUCGAUUAGGCUCAUGUGAAGUACGGUGUAUGAACCGUUAUAAGCAAUCAAGCCAACUGGAAAAUAGACUGCAAAACAGUCGGUUUUUUUCUCAAAAUCAGUAAAGAAAUCGGUGUUUUCAGCCUCGUUGCAGACCUUUUGUUUGACUGCCCGCGCGUACUUGACUACGCAAAAAUACGGACUGUUUUGCAGUCUAACUGUAAAACUUAUCACUUUCACUUGUUAAGAGCCACUGUCACGUGUUCAAUAGCCACUCUUCGUGACUGUGUUAAAUAAUCGUGAAUAAUUGUUUUCGUGAUUACAAUGCUCUAUAAUACAGCCUGACUCAAAACAUUGCAACUGCAGAACGCGCUUGGGGCCGCUUUAUCUGUCACUCUCUCGAUCACUGCAGCUACAAGACCGGUUGUAGGGUAGUC